AUGUUUUGGGCGACACCGUUCCUGGUUCUUGCGACACUCUUGGGCGUUAACUACGGAAGCGUGCUUGCCUACGAUCCCGAGUACGCUCUUGACAAGACUGAACUAUCGGGAGAAUUCUCGAUUCGGGUUUUGAAGCCCGGUAUCGAUGGCAGUCGCAGCGUCGCGUCUGGUGACCGAGUGAAGGCUUUGCUGCGAACAUUUUCGCCGUCAGUUCCCAAGAACAUCACAGGAUUCGCGGAACAGAUUUUCGAGGCCGGGAAACACCCAGUCGUCCCGCUCAACAACGCUAUCGCUAAUAUGCGCCUCGAUGAGAUUAGGCGAGUAGGCAUCCCGUUCGGCGAUUUCGAUCGCUUAACUAACUCUACGGUUGGCAAGAUGGAGAUGGAUCUGCAUAGCCUUCAGCUGAAGGCAGUUUCCGAGAUGCUUCAGCUGUCUGGCGACGAUGACGCUGACGGCCAGCAGCUGAAGACAUGGAAGGUACUGAUCUACGAUGACGAGGCGCGCAAGCUUCUGUCACCUAUACUGAAAGGAGCCCAUACCGGGGGUGGACGCCGUAUACCUUGUCAGCCCUACUGA
Babesia ovata is the source of this 576-nucleotide messenger RNA. RefSeq names its product Sec1 family protein. Lineage: Eukaryota; Apicomplexa; Aconoidasida; Piroplasmida; Babesiidae. The record is from RefSeq and is a predicted model, not a curated record. The transcript is spliced from 4 exons. Bases 1 to 576 code for a protein of 191 amino acids.